Messenger RNA from Grosmannia clavigera kw1407, 189 nucleotides. RefSeq lists its product as uncharacterized. Bases 1 to 189 code for a protein of 62 amino acids. Lineage: Eukaryota; Fungi; Ascomycota; Sordariomycetes; Ophiostomatales; Ophiostomataceae. The transcript has a single exon. The record is from RefSeq and is a predicted model, not a curated record.
AUGAGACAUGGCGGCCGUGCAGCGGGAAGCCGUGGCUGCAGCGAUGGCGGUGAGAGAAAGCGCCGGAACAACAGCAGCAGCUGGUGCUGGUGUUCGCUUGCAUGCACAGCCUCUGAAGAGGCAGUCGAGGCCGAAGGCGAGACCAAGGAUGUGGGCUCAGCACGACGGCUGUUGCUCAAGUCGUGCUGA